Molecule: messenger RNA, 1098 nt
Organism: Clarias gariepinus (North African catfish)
Lineage: Eukaryota; Metazoa; Chordata; Actinopteri; Siluriformes; Clariidae
Gene: lgalslb
Product: lectin, galactoside-binding-like b
Exons: 5
Coding region: 297-836 (179 amino acids)
Molecular function (GO): carbohydrate binding
Source: RefSeq, a predicted model, not a curated record
AGCCAGGCUACUGUUUAGUAGCUACAGUGCAUAGCAGGUUAUGUGAUUUGGGACGUAGCCAAGAUUGGAUGUAGACACAGGAUUAAGCUCCGUCCCAGCUCUUACACACGUCAGCAUAAUUUCCCACAGCGGUGUGGGGAAUGAGACUCGAGCUUUUGUGUCUUGUCUCUCGUUAUGCAUCUCACAUCAGCUGCGUGCCGGUGAUCGCGUGGCUGCUGUAACUCUCCUCAGAGAAGGGCGCGCGCCGCUGUCAGAUUCCUGUGCUCCUGGAAGCAUCCUAUGGUCUUCUGCACAAGAUGGCGGAGCCGAGCACGGACAAGGACGCGAUAACAACCGAAGAUGAUCAUCUAAACAGUUCAUUAGGAGAUGCUGGCUUGAUCUCUCCUGACAAAGAGGAUGUCACACGAAUCCUGACAGUGCCGUUCAAAGGCCGGAUUAGAGGGGGGAUGAGGCCUGGUAAGAAAAUCAUAGUCAUGGGCAUCGUGGAUGCAGAGCCAGACAGCUUUGACAUCAGUCUAACCUGUAGCUGCAAUGUAGAAAAGGAUGAGAAGGAGGAUACAGAUGUGGCCCUGAAACUUAGUGCCCGAUUUGCUGAACGGCAGUUCUUGCGGAAUGCAAGGGUUUCUGGGAAAUGGAGUGAGGAGGAGACCGCCAUUCCAUACUUCCCCUUCAUUCAGGACCAGCCAUUCAGGAUUGAGAUCCAUUGUGAACACCAGCGCUUUAGGAUCUUUGUCGAUGGACAUCAGCUGUUUGACUUUUAUCACAAAGUAAAGUCUCUGCUGACCAUUGAUAUGAUCAGGAUAGAUGGAAGUUUGCAGAUCACCAAGCUUGGUUAACACAGCACACUGGUUUCAGAAAGGACUUCUGACAGGUGACAAAACCCACCUUUGCCUGGUGAUAUUUUGGAAGAUCUGAGAGGUUCUGCUCCAUCAAACGUAUCAUCACUACCUACAUUCCUUCAUUCUAUUCUUUCAUUCUUUUUAUUCCAUUUUCUAGCCACAUACCUUUUUUUUGGUUGAGAUGUAACAUGUGAAUCUUUGCAAUGUCAGUUAUGUGUCUCUUUGGGUGUUUAUAUAAUUAAACAAGCCUUGUUGUGUC